Molecule: messenger RNA, 1173 nt
Organism: Clonostachys byssicola
Lineage: Eukaryota; Fungi; Ascomycota; Sordariomycetes; Hypocreales; Bionectriaceae
Source: the annotation of a GenBank genome assembly
AUGGCCAUGUCACCAAGCCGUCCCCAGGUACUGAGCCUAAUAAAGGCCGCCUGUAGUAGGUCAGUAUGCACGACAGCUGCUGCUGCACGGAAGAUACCACCUGGGUUUGUUGCCAGCGUUGGCCGCUUCGAAACAUUUGUCCUGCCCGAGAAGGUAGAUGGGUCACCCUCAAACCAUGCUCUGGGCAAGGCAAUGGUACAGGCCUGGCGGAGAGAUGGCAUCCUGCAAGUGGCCAUGUCGGGUCAACAGCAGCAGGUCUAUCGGGAAGCCCAGAGAAUAAGCCGGCGUUUCUUUCGCAGGCCCCAUCAUCAGAAAGCUACAUGUGUGGAUGCACAGAGCUACGCCGGGUAUAUUGCCUCAGGUGAAGAGAUCACCGACGGUAUACCUGACUACUCUGAGAUCUUCACGGUGAUCAAAGAUCUCCCACUGGAUGACCAACGAGUCAUGAAUGGUUGGCCGUGCCAUGGGCCCUGCCCUUGGCCUGAUUCUGACAUGGCCAAUGUCAUUCAAAGAUACAUGGAUGAUCUGGCAGCCAACGGAGAGAGAAUGCUGCAGCUCAUCGAGUUUGGGUUGCAUGUUCCGCCGCAAUCUCUAACCAAGUACACUGGAGAUGGCUGGCACCACCUGCGAAUGCUUAGAUUUCCGCCUUGCAAUCGCACCAAUGGCAGAGGAAAGGAAGGCCGGGGGAUCGGCUCACACACAGACUAUGGGCUGUUGAUUAUCGCCGCCCAAGAUGAUGUUGGGGGUUUGUUCAUUCGUCCGCCAAGCCAGGGCGAGCAGUAUGCCAACUGGGAGAAGAGCUCUGCAGGGCUGCUCGAGGAUGAAUCCGGCUGGGUCUUUGUGCCGCCCGUGCCUGGUGUAUUUACCGUCUUCCCAGGAGACAUGAUGCAGUACAUGACCGACUCGGUGCUAUCAGCCACACCACACAAGGUCGGGCUCAACACGCGUGAGCGCUUUGCCUUUGCAUACUUCCACGAGCCCGAUUUCCGCGCCGUGGUGCGCCCACUCCCGGGAUACAACAGAGCACAGCCACCCGUGGACGGAAUCCAUUAUGGCACGCAUUUCACCAACAUGUUUCGGCGAAACUAUCCGGAUCGACUGACGACGAGACGCCUUGAAGAGGAAGGGCGGUACAGGCUGCUGGGCACUAGUGACUUACGUGACGAUAUGUAG